CGCGUUCGGUUUAACCCCAUUCUGCAAAACCCUAACCUAUCAGUUCAUGGCGUCCAUCAACCUCGGAUGGAUCGGCGACAAUUGGUUCCCGAAGCCCCCGAAUCCCUCAAAAGCCCACCUCUUCGCCUGCAUCGGAAGUAACCGGAACCUAUCCUUUCCCAUCGCCGACAAACCCGCCUCCACCACCGCCGCCUCCGCCCCUGCCUCCUCCUCUGCUCCCGUCGCUGCCUCCAAUGAAUCCCCCGGAAUAUACUCCCAGAUGCUCGAGCAAUUCUUCUGGGAGUGCGAGCAACGCCCCGACUUCCGCCACACCCCCGAGGUCGAGCGCAUCCUCGCCGAAGACCCGUGCUUAGAGAAGAAGGACAACCCCACACCCGAGGAGGUCGUGGAGAACGAGCAGUGGUGGGAGGAGUUCAACCAGAAUCCCGUGGUCAAGUUCCUUCGCCGAGCUGAGCUUAUCGCCGACAAGGUCAACGAGAUUGAGCUCGAGAAGAACAAGUACCCCUACCGGCGGGAGGACCGGGAGCUGUGGAAGAAGCUCCCUCAUGUGCCAGGGUUGGACGGACGGCCAAUGCCGAGAAAGUCGAUCAGGACCAAGGAGGAGUCCGACGAAAAGUUCUGGGAUUUUGCCAGGCAGUUCUUUUUGGGGUUGUGGGGUUUCCGCCAGCGGCCGUAUCCCCCUGGGCGGCCUAUCGAUGUGGCACAAGCGAUCGGGUAUAAACGGCUGGAGAAGCGGUAUUAUGACUUCAUCAUGAAAACUGGUGGCUGGUAUUAUAAAGAUCGGCUUGGACGCACCAGAGGGCCUUUGGAGCUUAUAACUCUUAAAACUGCAUGGGCUGGUGGGGUAAUUGACACACACACAUUUAUCUGGGGUGAAGACAUGAGUGAAUGGGCACCUAUCGGAAUGAUUUAUGGUUUAGAGAAGGCUAUUGCUACAUGGGAAGUCAGAUUAGGUGCUGCUGCGACAGCUUUUCUUCACAAACUUCAGAAGGGUAUACCUCCCUGGACUCCUCUCAAAGGAUUUGAGAAGAAGACCUAUAAGCAAUUACAAGAAGAGGCUAUUGAGAGCAAGAAACGUGACAUGGCUGUUCUUGAAGCCAAUGGUGGUAUUUGGCCUGGUGUAAGAACUCCUAGCCAUGCAAUGUUUCUUUGGGCUAGUGGCUCUGAGCUGACCACAAUUCUUGAAAAGGACUACAUGCCCAACAAAUAUAUCUCGAAAGAGCUGAGGUAUCGUCUUGCAAAAAUCAUUCCUGGAUUAAGGCCAUGGGAAGUUUUAAGUGUAGAACAAGCUAUGGACCAGAUAACAUAUGGCGGAGAGUGGUAUCGUGAACCUCUUGGUUGGUACACGACUGGUCCGCCAUAUAUCAGGUCCUGGAACAGGGAUGUAAAGAGACUUUACAGAAUCUUUCGAAGCCUGAGCUACCGAAUCUACUCCAAACUGGAUCGAACAAUUCCUGGUUUUCGCAAAAUCAUGGAGAAAGUUAAUGUGGAUGCAGCUGCAAGAGAUCAACAGCGCAAAGAAGAGAUGGCUGCACUCGAGAAUGCUAAGUCGGAAGCUAACUUGAGUGAACGUCGUGUCUCGUCAUAUCCCUAACCGACAUGCCAUUGCUCAACGAACCACCCCUCUUCUCCUGCUCGUUUCCUUUUUGCCGGUUCAAAUUGAUAGAUUAUGGGAACAUUUUGUCCUGACGUUGAAUGCCAGUUGUCAUCGCUAUAGGGAAAGUUUCAAUUUUUGUUGCAUCAGUUGAUUUGUUGGCUACCAAUCCAAUUCAAAAAUAUUAUUAUUGCAACUUUUCUAUUACUUGUUUCCGGUGGAAUAUAUUUUCGCCAUUCAAGUUUGUUUGAGGUUGCUGAGACUA
Molecule: messenger RNA, 1859 nt
Organism: Zingiber officinale
Lineage: Eukaryota; Viridiplantae; Streptophyta; Magnoliopsida; Zingiberales; Zingiberaceae
Product: protein TIC 56, chloroplastic-like
Exons: 5
Coding region: 47-1594 (515 amino acids)
Source: RefSeq, a predicted model, not a curated record